This is a messenger RNA of Trichoderma aggressivum f. europaeum, 897 nucleotides long. RefSeq lists its product as uncharacterized. The transcript is spliced from 2 exons. NCBI's taxonomy places the organism in Eukaryota, Fungi, Ascomycota, Sordariomycetes, Hypocreales, Hypocreaceae. Bases 1 to 897 code for a protein of 298 amino acids. Gene Ontology annotation, biological process: L-ascorbic acid biosynthetic process. Gene Ontology annotation, molecular function: calcium ion binding; gluconolactonase activity. The record is from RefSeq and is a predicted model, not a curated record.
AUGGCAUCUCAACAGUGGAAAGUGGGCGAGCCCUGGCUUGACCUAAAAUGUGCGCUGGGCGAAGGACCGUUUUAUGAAAAGGAGACCAACUCGCUGCGUCUUGUUGACAUCAAGAAGAAACACGUGCACACCGUUUCUUUAAGCGACGUCUCUCUAAAGACUAUCCAGCUGGACGUUUGCCCAACCGUCACGGCUGACAUCGAGGGGGUGGAACCUCAGGAUCGCAUUCUGCUCGGUGUCAAACAUGGACUUGCAGUGCUGGAUCGUCAAGCCGGAACAUACAAGAUGCUCGCGCCGUUCAACGGCCAGGAAAACGACGAGCGUAUACGAGCCAACGACGGAGCGGCAGAUCCCCAUGGCAAGUUUUGGCUGGGGACCAUGACGGACUUUGGGCUUGGGGAAUUUCAACCAGAAGGGUUUCUGGCACGUUUUGAUUCGUCCAAGGCAAAAGAGGAGGUCCUAACGGGCCUGGUCAUCCCCAAUGGCAUUGGGUGGUCACCAGAUAACAAAACCAUGUACUUUACUCACUCCAAGACUCGAGAGGUGUUCGCCUUUGACUACUCGCCGGAAACGGGGGCAGUAAGCAACAAACGCCUUUGGUAUCGGCAUGAGGGACCAGGCGAGCCCGACGGCUUCCGCGUCGACGUGGAUGGAAACGUGUGGCACGCGAUUUAUGGGGAGAGCUCGGUUCUCAAGAUCAGUCCCGAUGGCAAGGUGAUUGGAAGCAUAACUCUGCCGACUAGGAACAUUACCUGUGUCCAGUUUGUGGGGACGGAGCUGUUCAUCACGUCAGCAACGGACGAGGAGGGCGAUGAGACGAGUAAGAGGUAUGGCGGUGGUGUCUUUAAGGUUGAUGUGGGGAUUGCGGGUUUAGAGCUGUUCAAGUUCAAGUUAUAA